AUGUUCCUGAACGGAUUGCAUUUUAUUCGGACCUCGAAAAAAGAGGCUGCUUCCCCUCCACUUGGCUUUCGUUUGUUCGAGACAUCAUCCCAUCAAGUAGGCGUCUUUUCGCUCAUAUCGCUAGGAUCCCAUGCCUUUGAUAAUUUGGUUUUAAAAGAGCCUCUGAAUUUGAACUCGAUUUUGCAUUCAGAGACGCUUUCAGACCCGGGAAGAUACAUUCCAAAUCUCGGAAAAUCCAUCGCAAGGCUUUCUUCUCUGCUGGAGCAGCGAUCACAGCCGCUCCCUGGUCUUGAUCAAUAUGCACUCCCAAAGGCCAGCAGUCCUGUAGCUAGAAACAAUGCAAAGCCAAUGCUGUUCCAGCCAAAAGAUACUCCGGCUUCGAAAAAACAAAAGACCGAAAAACACACGCCAUCCAAUGGCCCAUUAAAAAUUGUUCUAAAAUUUUACUUGCUCAUUUGCACUGAUUGGUCAAGUUACAGGGACAGGGCUACACAUUUAAAUUGA
Messenger RNA from Mitosporidium daphniae, 504 nucleotides. RefSeq lists its product as uncharacterized. The record is from RefSeq and is a predicted model, not a curated record. The coding region runs from base 1 to 504 and encodes 167 amino acids. Lineage: Eukaryota; Fungi; Microsporidia. The transcript has a single exon.